Messenger RNA from Aspergillus luchuensis, 753 nucleotides. RefSeq lists its product as uncharacterized. The transcript has a single exon. The record is from RefSeq and is a predicted model, not a curated record. Bases 1 to 753 code for a protein of 250 amino acids. NCBI's taxonomy places the organism in Eukaryota, Fungi, Ascomycota, Eurotiomycetes, Eurotiales, Aspergillaceae.
AUGAAACCACCAGUGCUCGUGCCGUGGGAUGGUACAAUCAAAUGGGCUAUCCGAGGAUCCAGUGUGUUUGAGACUACGGAUGAAGAACUCGACGCGUUGCUGUACCGCCCGAAUAUUGUCAGCAAGGAAUCUCCAACUGAGCUCUGGAUGUUCCAGUUUGGCUUGCGCUAUAUCCCCGCUGAAGGUGACAGAGAUGUACACCGCGCCGUCACUAUUGAGAAUCUACCAUCAAACGUGACCCUGCAGCAACUCUUACCUCUAAUUACCGGCGAAAUCUACUCAGCGCACUUCCUCGAUACUGUAUCUAUCACGGGGUCAAACACCGCUUUCAUCGUCUUCGUUACCCAGGCAGAUACUGUUGACUUUCUCAAAAAUUCCGGCGGUAGUCUUGCCCUGAGGGCGACACAGGCUAAAGUGACCCUAGUCCCGACUCCAACUUAUCCUAUGGCGGCUAGUAUGGCACGGCUGGUUUUCGAAGAAGGUCAUACGCGGUGUGUCUGUAUAUCUGGUGUGCGGGAUACUCUGAAGGGGGAGAUUCGUCGGGUCUUGGGCCGGUCGCCGUUCUUGGAUUUUCUCGAACGGAUCGAGGACGGACAGGUGCUCGGGGAUGUCUAUGCUCGGUUUCACUCAAUCAAGGUGGCCACUGCCGCCUAUAAGCUUUUGAAGAGUCAUCCGAGCUUCCAGAAGUGUAAACUCCGGUUUCUGGCAGCAAGACCUUUAGCGCGGCAACCUCGAAUCGGAAUCUGGGAUUGA